AUGCGGUGGCACCGACCUUUUUCGAAAUUUCAACUUUACCACUAUUUGACGAAUAGGAACAUCGCAGUAACGGUCUGCGAACGAAUACACUACACGCAAGACCAUAGCAAUCGACCAAUUGGUCACAAUCACCGCAAUUAUUCAACCCAGAGUCGGGGUACGGUUGAGUCACGUCAAAGUGAUGCAGCCUACAAGGAAUGGCGUCGUAAGGUUGUAGGUUGUCAGCCGUUACAAAAUCUUAAAGUUGGGCCAUAUAAACGUGGGAAGUGGUUUGUGAGCUAUAAAGAGGACCCUGGAAGCUUCAUCACUAAUAUCCUUAUCCUGUUGGUCACCGGUUACUCGAUAUUCACCAUGUUACCAGGCGAAUCGAUGAGUCUGAGACGACAAAGGAAACUACGUCAACUGUUGCUCGACAACGCUCAGAUGACUGAGGCUGAUCUCAACUAUAUAGAAAAUUACAAACUACCCGAUGAAUCUGAAGCGAUUCCAAUAACACCAACAAAUGUAAAAUAG
Molecule: messenger RNA, 513 nt
Organism: Babesia sp. Xinjiang
Lineage: Eukaryota; Apicomplexa; Aconoidasida; Piroplasmida; Babesiidae
Exons: 2
Coding region: 1-513 (170 amino acids)
Source: RefSeq, a predicted model, not a curated record